UAGUGAGAGGAAACAAAUAACAUUUACCCUACCCUAACUGAAUUGAUUUUCAAUCUUGCAAAUAAUCAGCUAAACCUGUCAUAGCUUAUUUUAUGUGGAAUGUUUUCUUUCCCAUUUAAUUAUGAGAGUUUACCUUGACUGGUUGAUACCUCUUGGUUUGCAAGUCCCCCAAACUUUAGUGAAAAAUGCCGGGAUAUCAGCAGAUCUCUUGUCUGUGUUGCUAUUGUAAGAUCAUGUCAUUUUUUUUAAUUGUAUAUCAUCCUGUGUAGCAGUCUUCUUUCAUUUCUUUUCAUUGUUUUUAGAGGUGUCUGGCUGUAGAGUGAAUGUCAUCUACCAUCUCAUCAUGGGAAUACCACCUACUUUGAAACCACACACACCUGCCAUGUAAAACACAGCGUCCCCUGUUUUGCCUCCCACUGGGACACGUGCUCUGAGAAACCUUUUUAUUAGUAUUUGCAGUCCUGUAUUAAAUUCACCAUAGCUGGUUGGCUUAGCUGAAGUACUGCUGUAUUUGGCGCGGGUAACCUUGAGCAUAUCUGUAGGCCACGUCUGUAACUGGUGCUCCAGUACUGAGGUUGACACAGCCGCUAUAAUCGGAGAAGUGUCCCUGGCUGGUACACCACACAGUUUCUGGGUCAGUCCUCAGCCCUCUGAGAGGGGCCCAAUCCACAUGAGCAACAGAGGAAGACAGAGAGUGAGGGUGGGAGAGAGAGAGGGAAUGGUAUUUAUAGAAAAAUGGGGCUUCGCAGUACCUUUUCUUGCAAAGAACCAUUUCAGGACCAAGUGAGCGUGUCCCAGUUUUCAGAUCGUUGCUCAGCCAUAGGGUUUGGACUGAGGCUGAGGCUGAGGCUGGACCACCUCACCCAGGAUGGAGAGCCUGACUUUCGGACGCUCUCCUCCGGCCUCCCUCUCCUCGCCUGCAGACCGCUGGUUGUCUGAUUGAGAACAGGGGGAGGCACUGGUCCAGAUAACCUAUAGAUGUGACCUUUUAGGUACACUUCUUUUCGCCUAGCUGGGUAGAGGCUUUUGGAGGCAGCGAGCUCAGGUGAGGAGCAGCACAAGGGUGUCCGAGGGCACUCUUUGGCUGCAUCAACCUCCAGGUCGGGGGUGAAGGGAGGCUGGCUGGAACGUGCCCUGCCGCAAGCCGGGCAAGGAUGAGGCGUUUCCUGAGCAGAAAGGGCCGCUUCUCCCUGCGCCAGAGCAAGUCUGGGACCCGGAGUGCCUCCAAAGAUUUCUGUAAGUCUGUUUCUCUGAGUCAUGGCUUUUACAUGAUAAAUCUGAAUCUAAAUAUAAACAACCUGGGCCUCCCAGCCACCAAUCAGAACUGGCCUGAGGCGUUUGGCUUCCGACUCGGUGGCACUGGGCCCAGCUACAUCCUGUCCGUGGUGGAGGGCAGCAGUGCCUACCUAGCUGGCCUGCAGCCUGGGGACCAGGUGGUGGAUAUCGAGGGCCAGGAUGUGACCAACCUCAGCACACCGGCAUUGAUCGCUCUGGCUCAGACCCUCAAGACGGUGCCACCCAGCAUCGGAGUGGUGUCACGCAUUGAACAGAUUGACAUCACUCCCGGCCCAGAUGGUCGUUUUGGAUUCACUAUCGUUGGAGACUGUCCUCUGAUGGUGGAGGACUGCAUGCCCAACGGCCCCGCCGGUCGCAGUGGCCUCAAGGUCGGGGACUACGUCAUGGAGGUCAACGGCAUCCCAGUGAAGCACCAUGAAACAGCAGCAGCCAUGAUCAAAGCAGCACAGGGUCGGCCUCUGCGUCUGGGCGUGCUUAGUAUGGCCCGGCGGCCCAAGCGACUGAGCAGCAGCAUGAGGGUGUUGUCGCAGAGUGGAGACAGCGUCAGGGAGAGUCGCGCCCACAAGGCCAUGGAGUUCAAUAAGAAGGUGGAGGAAGUGCUAGGAGAGGAGCCAGACGUGAAGGAACAGCUGUUUGAGGUGCUCAAGCAGUUCGCUGCUGAGAGGGAUGUUGAGAGUCUGGCUGAGGCCCUGCCCGACAUCUUGAUCACGGAGGAGCAUCAACAGCUGAUUGACAGCGUCAGGAUCUUCAUUCCCAAGAAGCACCGGGAGCGUUUUGACGAGGUGGUCUCCCAAAGUCUGAUGAGCCGGCUGAAAGGGCGGAGCUUCAGUGACCCUAGCCGUAACCACCUUCGCCGCAGCCGGAGUGAGGAUCACCCCGAACGCCUUCUGGUCUCCACCCGUGCCAGUUCGGUGCCACGCACCCACGCAGAGGAAGGCGUGGUCCCCCCUGCCCGCGGCAUGCGCAAGACCACCUCACUCAUAGCUGGGCACUCCAGUGGCUCCACCACCAACUGCAGGACAGUGAGAGUUUGUAAGGGCAACAUGAGUUUUGGCUUCACUCUUAGAGGACAUGCUCCAGUUUGGAUUGACUCUGUCAUCCCCGGAAGCCCAGCAGACAAGGCAGGUCUAAAACCAGGAGAUCGCAUCCUGUUUCUCAAUGGACUGGACAUGAGAACCUCCUCCCAUGAGAAGGUGGUGUCCAUGCUCCAGGGCAGUGGUGCCAUGCCCACUCUGGUAGUGGAGGAUGGUCCGCCCACUUUCACCCUGGCAGAGCAGGACCUUGCUGGGGGCGGCGUUCCCACAGAAUGUGCCCGCUCGCCUGUGCUCAGCUCCCUGCAGUGGGUGGCAGAGAUUCUGCCCCCCAGUAUUCGGGUUCACGGCCGCACCUUUGGCCAGCAGCUGGAGCACCUGCUGACCAUCCAGGAGAGGUACACCAUCUGCAAGGCUCUGGAGAACUUCUUCCAGCACAGGAAUGUUGACACUCUGAUCGUGGAUGUGUUCCCGGUGCUGGAUACUCCAGCCAAACAGGUGAUCUGGCAAUUUGUUUACCAGCUGCUGACAUAUGAGGAGCAGGAACACUGCCAGAGCAAGAUCUCACGCUUUCUCGGAUUCAAAGCGCCAGUUCCACCACCACCACCACCUCCUCCCCCUCCUCCGGAGCCUGAGGUUGCCCCCGAGCCCCAUCGACGUAGCAGCUCCAUGAGGGUGACAGGGACCACGUACAGGAGCAGUGUGAGGGGACGUAGCUCUGAUGACCUGGUCAUUGGCACACACUUGGGCAUGGGCCUCCGUUCAGAGCCGGUGCUGGAGACAGGGAUGAGGUUGGCACCAGGGGAGAGACAGUCAGGAGACGGUACUUCCCUUCCUGAGACUCCCAACAAUCUUACCAAUCUGUCAGCAGUGUACGCUGAACUGGAGAACAUGUAUUCAUCCAAGAGGUCCAAGUCACUGAAGAGUCGUCCUCCUCCUGCCCCUGAGAGUUUGCUGGAUCUGGAGCCUCCCUCACGCACAGCCUCCCCUACAAUACAUGCUAACACAGGUAGCCGUAAAGGCCCCCACCCGCCUACAUCCUGGCCGGAGCCUCUCCCCAGUCCCCCUGCAGCCCAGUUCUAUCCAUCAGGGCUGACGAGCCAGACCAGUGGGGAGUCCAACCCCUACAUCAGCCUGGACAGCCCCCCUCCAUCACCUCCAGAGCCCCCUGACUACCCAUCUAGUCCCCCCACCCACCGCAGCACCAAGCGGCGUUACACCUUCUCCAAACCACCACGCUCAGAAGACACAGAUCGCUUUCUGGAUGCACUGAGUGAGCAGCUGGGACAGAGGGUGGCCAUCGUUGAUGACUUCCUGACUCCGGAGAAUGACUACGAGGAGGAUGUUGUGCAGAUGGGCUUCCCAGAUGAGGAGGAUGAGGAUAAUGAAGAGGAAUUGGGGGUGGACGAAGAUGAAAAUGGAGGAUUUGUAGCCCCAGAGCUCAGCAGCCCGAGUGAUGUUCAAAGCAGCAGUGGAGAAGAGAAUGCAUCCUCCCUCACCUACUCUUCAUCCUCUGACCACAUCCCUCCUCCACCAAUGACGCCUCCGCCACCCCCACCUGUUCAGUUUAAUGACCCGCCUCCUCCCCCUCCGGCACCUGCGCAGGCUCCGUCUCAGCACCAACAACAGCAACAGCAGCAACAUCUUAGCUACACCCCUGAACACUCCCCGAGAGCAUAUGUGCCCAUCCGCCGGAAAUCUGGCCCACCUCCCCCACCUCCACCCCGCAGUAAUCCACCACCUAAACGCCACUCCUUACAUAAAGUGCUGCCCACAAGAGAGGACUUACAGGUUCAUGCUACCAUACAAGAGUUAAAAGCCUUCCAAGAGCAACAAGCCUACCAGGAAAGACAAGCCUAUGAGGAGCAACAAGCAUAUAAAGAGAGGCAGGCGUUUGAGGAGCAAAAAGCCUAUGAAGAACAACAACUGUUUCAAGAGCAGCGGGCUUACCAGGAACAGCAGGCCUAUCAGGAGAAAAUUUUCAAAGAGAGACAGGCGUAUGAAGAGCAGAAGGCGUAUGAGGAGCAAAAAGCUUUCGAAGAGCAACAAAUGUACCAAGAGCAACAAUCCUACCAAGAAAGGCAAGCAUAUGAACAGCGCCAAGCCUACCAGGAACAAAAAGCGUACGAACAGCGUCAAGCCUACAAGGAGCAAAAGGCAUUUGAGGAGCUUCAAGCCUACCAGGAGAAAAAAGCUUAUGAAGAGCGUAAAGCUUACGAGGAGCAAAAAGCAUAUGAGGAGCGUCAAGCCUACGAGGAGCAACAAGCAUAUCAAGAGCAACAGAUGCAACAGAUUUACCAGAGCCACCACUCAAUGCCUAACCAGCCAACACAGCAGAAAUCCCACUCACCACUGCCUCUCCAACAGCUCCAUCAGUCCUUACCCCCACUCCCCUCUCCAGACUCCCACCACCCUAACCAUCCUCUGUAUAUGAUGCGCCAAGCACAGCAGCAACAGGCCCACCAGAGUCAUCACCACCGACGUCAGUCCCGUUCAGCCCCGUCUCCACACCAGCCGUCACCCCAACCAACAGCUCACUCCAGCCAACAAGGUCAGUAUGCUGAGGGCAUCUACCAAAGCCACCAGAGCAUGAGACCCCAGCCCCACCAUUCUUCUGCUGAGAUGCUCCACCAGAUGCACCAAGCCCCAGCACAUCAUUCCUCUGCUGAAGUGCUCCAUCAGUUGCAACAGUCCCAGGCCCACCACUCAUCUGCAGAGAUGCUCCAGCAGAUGCAACAAGCCCAUGCCAACUACUCUUCAUCAGAAAUGCUCAACCAAAUGCACAAAACCAAGGCCCAUCAUUCUUCAACAGAGGUUCUGCAACAAGCUCACCAGAUGCAGCAAAUGCAGCCCCAGUACUCUUCAACCGAACUUCUCCAUCAAGCUCACCAGAUGCAUCGGGGGCAAGCGCACCAUUCAUCCACUGAGCUGCUCCAGCAGAUGCAUAAACCCCAGGCCCACCACUCCUCUACAGAGCUGCUCCAUCAAGCCCAUCAGAUGCACCAAACUAAACCCCAUCACUCCUCCACAGAGCUUCUGCAUCAAGCCCAGCAAGAGCCUGCCUCUCUCCCAGUUCAGCUAAACCGGGACUCCCAUCAGAGCCGGAGAAGUCUUAAAGGUCAUCAUCAGACCCAAGCGUCACCACAAGGGAGACACCCAGAGCAGCCCAUCCACCAAACACAUCACCCACAGCCCACGAAGCCCUCUCCUCAAAGACCCCACUCUAUCCAGCAGACCCACCACCACUCCAGCACACCUCAGAUCCACCACAUCCACCAUAUGACCCCACAGCCCCCUCCACAGGACUACCAACACCAGAUUCAUGUCAUCCACCCUCCCCAGCAGCCCCACAGGCCUCAGCCCCUUCUCUCUACCUUUCAGCCGCUCCAACCGCACCAGCCCACUCUCUCCACUUUCCAGCCUCUGCCCCAACACCACCAAGGCCAGUCCUCCACCCAGGCUACCCGUCCACAGUCCCAGCCCUCACAUCACCUGCUGCAGUCGCCACACCAGACCCAAACUCAGUCCCACCAUAAGCAAUCCCAUGGCCAGCCCCAGUCCCUCCCCCACUCUCUAUCUGACCCCUCAGAGCACCUGGAGCCCCCUCCGCCUCCACCCCUGCCCCCACCCUGCUCCCCUCCACCUUUGCCCAGGCCUUCGCUCCACAGGAUGGACUCCAACCAUAUGAGUGUGAAGAGGUUGCGCUGGGAGCAGGUGGAAAACUCAGAGGGGACUAUCUGGGGACAGCUGGGGGCAAAUUCUGACUAUGACAAACUGCAUGACAUGGUGAAAUAUCUGGAUCUGGAGCUGCACUUUGGGACACAGAAGAGCUCCAUGCUUGCUCCAGAGCCCUCCACCCAGCCAGAAACCUUCAAGAAGAAAGAUGUGAUCGAAAUUCUGUCCCAUAAGAAGGCCUACAAUGCCUCCAUCCUGAUAGCUCACCUGAAGCUGUCACCUGGGGAGCUGCGUCAGGUGCUGAUGAACAUGACCACUGAUAGGCUGGAGCCAGCCCACAUCAAACAGCUGCUGCUGUAUGCCCCCGAUGCAGAGGAGGUCAAAAAAUACGAAGAAUACAGACAGGACCCCAGCAAACUCAGUGAGCCAGACCAGUUUGUGUUGCAGAUGUUAUCAGUACCAGAAUACAAGACCCGUCUCCAGAGCCUCCUCUUCAAGUGUUCUCUACAGGAGAAGACGGAGGAGUUGAGGGGAGCGUACGACUGUCUCUACAAGGCUUCGUUGGAGCUGAAGACAAGCAAGAAGUUGGCUAAGAUACUAGAGUUUGUGUUGGCGAUGGGGAACUACUUGAAUAACAGCCAGCCUAAAACCAACAAGACUACAGGCUUUAAGAUCAACUUCCUUACAGAGUUGAGCACAACUAAAACAGUGGAUGGAAAGUCGACAUUUCUACAUAUUCUGGUCAAGUCCUUAUGUCAGCACUUUCCGGAUGUGUUGGACUUUGCCAAAGAUUUAACCAUGGUUCCUCUUGCAGCCAAAGUAAACCAGAGGACUAUCACAUCAGAUCUGAAUGACCUUCAUACAACCAUCCAGGACAUUCGCUCAGCCUGUCAGAAGAUGCCUGCGACUGCUGAGGACCGUUUUGCUGUCGUCAUGAGUAACUUCCUGGAAAACAGUCAUCCAGCAGUCCAGUCUCUGGAGUCCUUGCAACAGAGAGCUAUGGAAGAAUUCAGCAAAACUGCCUCCUACUUUGGAGAAGAUGGCAAAGCCACCAACACCGAGGCCUUCUUUGGUAUCUUUUCUGAGUUCAUGAACAAGUUUGAGAGAGCGCUCAGUGAAUGGCAAGCUGCAGAAAACCUGAAGAGCCCCAGAAGUCCACGAAUGGCCUCCCCACUGGCCUGGUAACACACACACACACACACACACACAAAACAAGAUUUUAUGAAUAAAUGUGUUUUUGGUAAACCUAAGGGAGAGAGAAACUUUUGCAUCAAAGAUGGACAAGUUAGCUUUAUACCAGUGGUAUAGUAUAAACUGUAUAUCCUUUCAAAACAAAACAGAGUUCCUGUUGAAGUCUAAAACUUUAAUGGCUACUACAUAGAAAAGAACUUUGUUUGGCCGUCAAGGUAUCUCUACUAUAUGAAAGAUAGUUACUCAGUAACGUCCGUGUAAGUUUUCUUUCUCUCAGCCAGAGUUCAGGUCACGUCUGUACGUGUGGUAUUACUGUUCUCCAGUCAAAUCUUUGUUAUAUAUACAUGAAUAAGACAUAGACUUACAAAAAUAAAUCUGAUCCUGAAAUAGAUAUUUAAUUAAAAAGACAUUCACAUUCAUUCGGUGGUUUGAAAGAAACUGCAAAAGCACUUUUCCUGUUAGUUUACAUUUUCUGUACAUUUUCUGUUUUUGGAAGCUGCCCACCACACUGAAUGUAAUAUAAGUUCUGUAGCUUAUUUCCUCAAGUAAAUACUCAUUGAAAUCAGCCGUCAUGAUGACUUAUCAUUUACUGCAUUGUGCCCCACUGUCAGCGGAUUUUCCACAUUCCUUCCAUGUCCAUAAUAGCCAUAUAAUUUCUUUUUUUUCUAAAUGGUAUCAUUCUUGUUUGAUACUUCUAAUAACUUGUAUAUAUGAGACAAUGUCAGUGGGAAGUUGGCACUUACUACUUGUUUUUAUAAAAGACAAUUUUAACUGUUCCAAGGACAAUUUUUAACCCAUCAUGAACAAAGUAAUUUAAGGGAAUAGAAGUGGGAUUGCAGAGGGCAGUGUGCAAUAUGUGAAUGUUUAGCUGUGUUUCAGCGUUGGAUCUUUAAACUGUAACAGAGAUAUAUUGUGUUUGUACUCAUGAGACAAUACGCCAUAAUAUGCUGUAUGAAGCCCUAUAAUGUGUUGCCCAAAUAUUUAUUUUAUGGAUGUGUCAAAUGGACUGACCAUAAAGUUGUACCACUGAGAGGACAGCAAUGUCAUUAAGUUUCGUGUAGCAGAUGCAGCAUUUUACAUGCUUUCCAAACAAUUAAUACUGCAGCAUAUGAGCUUCUGAUGUGCCAAUGCUCUGUAAAACAUAAAGCUUAAUCUUUAAGUGGUGUUUUUAAAUGGUAAGGCAAAUUACUCUAAGAAUAAUGUGUGCAGCUAGCAAAAACAUUGUUUUCUAAUGGUUUAAGUUGUUUUUCUCUGCUUGAAUUACAGAAUGUAAACCUCUAAAGCUCUGCUGUCUAUUUAAGGCCUAUAAAGUAUUAAGUCUGUAUUUUGUAAUGUUGUUCUAACAAUGGUGACGACU
Messenger RNA from Micropterus dolomieu (smallmouth bass), 8550 nucleotides. It is a transcript of the gene grid2ipa, whose product is annotated as glutamate receptor, ionotropic, delta 2 (Grid2) interacting protein, a. Gene Ontology annotation, biological process: regulation of DNA-templated transcription. The record is from RefSeq and is a predicted model, not a curated record. Gene Ontology annotation, molecular function: protein binding. The transcript is spliced from 24 exons. Bases 1155 to 7187 code for a protein of 2010 amino acids. Lineage: Eukaryota; Metazoa; Chordata; Actinopteri; Centrarchiformes; Centrarchidae.